AUGACCAGGGCGGUGGUGCUAAAGGAGAGUGUGAACCUCCCCUCUGGACCGCUCCACCCCGACCGCCACCACUGCCGCCGCCACCACUCCCACUGCUGCCACCACCGCCGCCACCACUCCCACCGCUACCACCACCGCCGCCACCGACGCCUCAACUCCCACCACCACUUCCACCACCACCACCGCCACCACCACCACCACCACCACCACCGCCACCACCACCGCCUCCACUGCCGCCACCCCCACCACUCUUGCCUCCCUUGCCCUUGCCGCUGUGGCGCCUCCCACUAG
Molecule: messenger RNA, 291 nt
Organism: Closterium sp. Yama58-4
Lineage: Eukaryota; Viridiplantae; Streptophyta; Zygnematophyceae; Desmidiales; Closteriaceae
Source: the annotation of a GenBank genome assembly